Molecule: messenger RNA, 1830 nt
Organism: Clonostachys rhizophaga
Lineage: Eukaryota; Fungi; Ascomycota; Sordariomycetes; Hypocreales; Bionectriaceae
Source: the annotation of a GenBank genome assembly
AUGCCGAAACACCACAUUGCCCGUGCACAUAGUCUCAUUCGCCUAGGGUCGGCAUACGACGCACGGUAUCUCUAUAAAGGGGAUGAAGCAGAUGAUAGCAGAGCUGAACAGGCUUUCAAAGAAGCACUACAUCAUUCUUCAUCUCCUAUUGUUGAUAGACUACGAGCUUGCAAGCAGUUGUUCUUUUCUUCUGUGGAAAGAGAGCGGUGGCAAUCUGCUUACGAAGUCGCCUCCACAGGAGUAUCCCUUCUCGGGCAGCUUGCCCCCCGUUCUCUGGUGACAUCGGAUAAGCAGCGUCUGAUGAUUGAAUUUUACGGACUUGCUUGCGAUGCUGCCGCAGUGGCAUUGAUGAUAGGGAAGCAACCUUAUGAGGCGAUUCGACUUCUUGAGAUUGGUCGAGGGGUUAUCACAGGCUCACUAAACGAAAUCCAUACAGAUGUAUCUGAGCUCAUUCAGCAGCAUCCUGAGAUCGCAAAAGAAUAUGUCAGGCUUCGCGAUCAAAUGAGUUUAUCUGCUACGGAGAGUGGCCGGCUUGAGUUGCUCACAGCAACAGCAAGCCGAGCAAGCCAGCGUUAUGAUGCCGGCCAGAAGCUUGAGCGAAUAAUCCAGACUAUUCGGGGUUUGCCUAACUUUGAUCGAUUCCUCAUGGCCCCUUCCGAGGAUGAGUUGAAGGAUGCAGCGGGGGCGGGACCUAUUGUUAUCCUAAAUGACGGCGACCGCAGAUGCGAUGCGCUGAUCAUCACAAAGACGGAGCUGAAGUCUAUACCGCUACCUCAAUUAAAGGGGAGGGACAUGGCCACCUUUGCAAAUAGUCUUGGCAAGCCGCAAUCCAUGAAUACACGGCUGUUGGAGUGGCUUUGGGAUACAGUCGCGGAACCAGUCCUGGAUAGUUUGGGACUCUCCCAAACAGAGGCCGGAUCCUUACCUCGCGUAUGGUGGAUUCCUACCGGGCGUCUCACUAGAUUUCCCAUCCACGCAGCUGGCUAUCAUUUAAGUGGCACCCAGGCUGUCCUGGAUCGAGUUAUUUCAUCAUAUGCAUUCUCUGUUAGGGUCCUUUUACAAAGCCGCCGGGUUCCAUCCUCCGAGCCACCCGGAGCAGGAUCAGGCAAAGCCGUUUUAGUUGGCAUGAGAGAAACACCCAGGUUGAGUAAUCUUCCAUUUGUGCCGCUGGAGAUUGACCAUCUCGAACGUAUUUGUGGCUCUAUGCAGCUAAAAGCCUUCAAGCCUCGGCCAUAUCGAGACGAUGUUCUGGCCGCUCUUGUUGACUGCGAUGUAUUCCAUUUUGCGGGUCAUGGAGACACCGACCGAGAAAGUCCUUCUCAGAGCUCCCUAGUUUUACUUGAUGGGCCUUUGACGGUGGAAGAACUCUUUAACACGAGCCUCCAUGAUCGUAGGCCAUUUCUUGCUUAUCUCUCGGCCUGCGGAACUGGGCAGGUUAAAAACUAUAGACUUCUCGACGAGGCACUGCAUCUGAUUGCUGCAUAUCAAGUAUCUGGAUUCCGUCAUGUUAUCGGAACCUUGUGGGAAGUAAACGACAAGUCUUGUGUUGAUGCUGCCUCCAUGACAUACAAGUGGAUACAGGACCAAAAGAUGACAAAUGAGUCUGUAAGUGAAGGCCUUCACCGUGCAAGCGUAGAGCUUCGGGGGUCAUGGAUUGAGGAAACUGUGGCGAGGACAGGUCAUCCAGUGGCAAUUGCGAAAGAUGACAACUGUUCAAGGGACGUACCUUUAGAACAUUCGAGCCCGGAUAUAAAAGUAGGACUAAGAGAUAUGGAUCUAAUGGAGGACUUACCGCUGUAUUGGGUUCCUUAUGUUCACUUUGGGAUUUAG